AUGGAGAAGUCUGGGGAUGAUGGCUUUCAGGAGACUCGCUCCCAAACUCCACCAUCUCAAACUGCUCAGCCUGCUCCUGUGGAAGAGCCUCGUAAGAGACCAUGGUGGGCUUCGAUCAAAGAACCAGGGUCUGCUCUCCAGAUCGUCAUUGCAGCUCUUCUGGCUAUCGCCAUCGGUCUGACAGUCACGAGUACGGUUGAUGAAGUUCCUGAUGCUGCUCGUGCUAUCAUUGGCAUACCUGGAGUUCUCUGGCUUCGCUCUCUCAGGGCCGUCGUGCUACCUCUGAUCAUUACUGCUAUGAUCCUGGCUGUACAAAGACUGAAGGAGAUGACCAAGGGUGGCCCGGUCUUAGCUAAAUGGACCAUUAUCUACUUCCUUGCCACCACCUUUGUUGCUAUCUUCCACAGCGCGCUCUUGACCGGACUUGUAUGGUCUAAGUUGAUGACAGUUGCCGAUGAGGACAGCUUGUCUGUAGACGGUCUUUCGUCCCAGAGUGAGACGAUUGCAGAGACGGGCGAGAAGGCUGCGGUCCACGAGGUCGUCGUUCAAAUGUUUGAAUCGUUCAUUCCGCAAAAUGUCGUCUAUGCUUUGGCCAACGAUUCCCUACUCGCUAUCGUCAUCACCUCUAUUAUCGUCGGCUACCUCCUCAAACCCGGUUCAUCGAUCCUUCGCGCUGUCCAAGAAGUCGAGAACCUUAUCGUCAUCGUCAUCACAUUCCUGAUCAAGCUGGCACCAAUCGGAGUUUUCUUUCUUAUUCUCCCUAAUCUGUUCAGACUCAACAUAUCGGAUAUUGGUUUUAAUCUGGCUAUUUUGAUAGCAGGUGCACUAGCUAUGAUGGCUCUUCAUACAUUCAUAAUCCUCCCGAGCAUCUAUCUCUUCGUGGUCCGGAAGAACCCCUGGUCAUACUGGUUUAAAAACUCAAGAGCGUGGAUCACAGCUUGGGGCACUGCAAGCUCCGCCGCAACUCUUCCAGUGACUAUCAAAUGUUGUCAAGAUCGCGGAAUUCCAAAUACUGUCACCAAGUUCCUGGUUCCUCUUGGUUGCCUUAUCAAUAUGGAUGGUACUGCAAUCUAUUUCCCCAUUUGUGUUGUCUUCUUAGCCGCUACCCAAGGGCACGUAUUAUCUGCCGUCGAUUACAUCAUUAUUUGUCUCCUCUCUACGCUGGCAUCCAUCGGAACGGCGCCAAUUCCGUCGUCUUCGCUCGUCCUCACUGUCAUGAUUGCGAACAGUAUCAAUGUGCCCAUGAGUGGAAUGUUUGCCGUAGUUGUCGCUAUCGACUGGUUUCUCGACAGAUUCCGUACUGCGUUGAAUGUUAGCGGGGAUAUGUUCGCAGCUGCAGUUGUCACCAAGAUCACUGGUAUGAAGGAUGAUGUGGACGACGACACUGAAAGUGAGCAGUACUACGAGCAAAACAAUGAGCCAAUGUCUCGGGGUCCCAAUCAUGUGUAA
Messenger RNA from Cadophora gregata, 1449 nucleotides. RefSeq lists its product as uncharacterized. Gene Ontology annotation, biological process: L-glutamate transmembrane transport. Bases 1 to 1449 code for a protein of 482 amino acids. The transcript is spliced from 3 exons. Gene Ontology annotation, cellular component: plasma membrane. Gene Ontology annotation, molecular function: L-glutamate transmembrane transporter activity; neutral L-amino acid transmembrane transporter activity; glutamate:sodium symporter activity. NCBI's taxonomy places the organism in Eukaryota, Fungi, Ascomycota, Leotiomycetes, Helotiales, Ploettnerulaceae. The record is from RefSeq and is a predicted model, not a curated record.